This is a messenger RNA of Exserohilum turcica Et28A, 2712 nucleotides long. RefSeq lists its product as uncharacterized. The record is from RefSeq and is a predicted model, not a curated record. NCBI's taxonomy places the organism in Eukaryota, Fungi, Ascomycota, Dothideomycetes, Pleosporales, Pleosporaceae. Bases 1 to 2712 code for a protein of 903 amino acids. The transcript has 4 exons.
AUGUCUUCCGGCACCCCCUCCCACGAUGGGGACGGCCUCGCCUUCCCGUCGAGCAGGCAGUCCUUGAACGAUAGCAUCGGCGGCUCGCGCAACUCGAUGCCCCAAACACCCAAUGGCCGACCUCCCGUAUCGCGACCCUUGACCAUGAAGAUCGACGAAGAGUCGAGGUACCGUGCCAUUAUCAAGCAUCUCUAUGCCAAAGCAUGCUCAAUGCGAUGGAUGACCCCCUCGUCUGUCGCCUCUGGGUCAUGCGAAGGUGUCUUGAUCCGUAAGGGCCAGGGAGAGUACGUCUCGGAGCCUGCUGCCGUCAACAAGGACCUCCUCUCCGCAGUCAAGAGAAUCAACCCUGGUGUUGCUCUUACAAUGAGCACAGAUGGUACACAGGCCAUCUUUGACGUCCUUGAGCCCUUUGAAACCGAGUUGAUGUUCCAGAACGGUUCCCAGAUUCAGAUAUUCGAGUCCAUGGCAGAUGUCGCUACCUCUAGCACCAUCCGCAAGUUCCAGUAUGCGACCCUUAUCCGCCAGGAGAGGCUCCUGCUCGUGUGGCACGACGAACUUGGUGCCAUUCUUUCCCAGGCUAUGGAGGUCGAGUCUAGGAUCCUAGGUCUCGUUUGGGGUACAUCCAAGAACCCCUUCAGUGGUUUCGACAGUGCAGUCCAGUCCAGCGCAAACUCCACCCUCGGUGGCUCCACAAUGGAUUUCGACAUGGGUAAGAAAGAAGAUGUCGAGGUCCUCACCGAAGAAGUCGAAGGCGACCUCGAGAAGGGUACCGGUCCCAAGGAAUCGCUUGCUCGUCCCCUCAUUUUCACCAGCGCCAUCUUCAUUGGUAUCGCCAUUGGCCUGAUUGUCACCCUCGUUAUCGGCCUCGGAAACCAGGCCAUCAUCAUGGAAACCAUGACUGACCACUUUUACCCACGUAUCGCUCUCGUCCUCACCGAACCGCUGUGGGUUGUGCUGGGUCUCUUCUUCGUUGUUGUCCUCAUCGGUAAUUUCUUCGAGGUCCUCGGUCCCAUCACUGGUGUCAAGACUAACAGCCGCUUCCAUUCCGCCAUCAAGCCCAACCUCGCCCAUGCGCGCUCCCUGGGAUUCACCCCGUCAACCAUCACCAUUCAAAUGCCCAUCUACACUGAGUCGUUGGAGGGUGUCGUCAAGCCCACAGUCGCCAGUUUGCAAGCCGCCAUCUCUUACUACGAAUCUCGUGGCGGAACCGCACGUAUCUUCAUUAACGACGACGGUAUGGCGGUUCGUUCCGAGGAGGAUAACCAAAAGUUCCUGGAGUUCUACGCGAACAACAACAUCGGUUGGGUCUCGCGUCCCAAGCACAACCACGAAGGCUUCGUCCGCCGCGGAAAAUUCAAGAAGGCCUCCAACAUGAACUUUGCUCUCAACACCUCCAACCGUGUCGAAGAUGUCCUCCAGGAACUCGUCAACCAGCGUUACGACAAUGGCAACGCCUCCAUCACCGAGGAGCAAGAGCUUGCGCUGUACCAGGAAGCACUUGAGAGAGUUCUUGCUGCCGACCCUCGCGCAAAGGCUGGUGGCAACAUUCGUAUGGGCGAGAUCAUUCUCAUUGUCGAUUCCGAUACCGUUGUUCCCGAGGACUGUCUCAUGUACGGUGCCGCCGAGAUGUUCCUUUCACCCGAAGUUGCCAUUGUCCAACAUGCCACCGGUGUCAUGCAAGUCUCUUGGGAUUACUUCGAGAACGGAAUCACUUUCUUCACCAACCUCGUCUACACUUCGAUCCGCUUCUCCGUCGGUUGCGGUGAGGUUGCUCCUUUCGUCGGUCACAACGCCUUUUUGCGCUGGCAGGCUGUCCAGUCUGUAGGCAAUCCUCCAGAGGAAGAUGGCUACGUUUGCUUCUGGUCCGAGAGCCACGUGUCCGAGGACUUUGAUAUUGCGCUUCGUCUGCAGAUUGCGGGUAACAUUGUCCGACUGGCCAGUUACCACGGCCGUGGCUUCAAAGAGGGUGUGUCGCUUACCAUCUUCGACGAGUUGGAUCGAUGGGAGAAGUAUGCUUACGGUUGCAACGAACUUGUCUUCAACCCCAUGUACACCUGGCUCUGGAAAGGUCCCUUUACCAAGCUCUUCCGCACUUUCCUCUUCUCCAACAUCCAGCUGUCUUCCAAGAUUUCCAUUUGCGGUUACAUCUUCUCGUACUACGCUAUCGGAUCGGCUGUUCCCCUUGGCGCUCUCAACUACUUCCUGGUUGGCUGGCUGAACGGUGACCUGGACAAGUUCUACGUCGAGUCGUGGAAGGUUUUCAUCGUCUUGAUCAUCGUCUUCAACGGCAUGUCCAACGUAUGCAUGGCCAUCAUGCGCUACCGUCUCGGUGAAGCCAGCCUGAUUGGCGCCAUGGUCGAAAACAUCAAGUGGAUGCCCUUCUUCAUGGUCUUCUUCGGAGGUAUCUCGUUCCACAUUCUUCUCGCCCUCUGCUCGCACAUGUUCUCCAUCAACAUGAGUUGGGGCGCUACUGCCAAGGAAAAGGACAACUCCAACUUCUUCGCCGAAUUGCCCAAGAUUUGGAAGCGCUUCAAGUGGAUGUAUAUGAUCAUGAUUGCCAUGGUCGGUGGCAUGAUCUACCUUGGAUGCUUUGCGCCCCACGGCUGGUCAAUCACUGGUACCACUGCCGUCGUGCCUUGGUCUGUUACCGUCGUCAUGCAUUGCCUUCUGCCCAUUGUACUGAACCCGUCACUGACGGUCUUCAACUACUAA